GAUUUUCUCGGUCAGCAGUUCAGCGAGGCGAAGUGAACCUUGAAGAAGGAGCAAAUUGGUCCCUAGAAAUCAAGAUGACUAAAAUACCACCUAAGUAUGAUGAUCUUGGCAAGGAAUCUAGGGAUGUCUUUGGAAAGGGCUAUGGUUUUGGAUUUGUCAAGUUGGACCUCAAGACCAAAACAAAGAAGGGAGUGGAAUUCAAAACCAAUGGCUCAUCCAACAAUGAAACUGGAAAGGUGUUUGGAAGUUUAGAGACCAAGUACAAGUUUGAUGACUAUGGUAUCACUUUGUCUGAGAAAUGGACCACUGAUAAUGUUCUCAGCUCUGACAUCGUCGUUGAGGAUCAGAUUGCCAAAGGACUCAAGCUGGAAUUUGACACCACAUUUGCCCCUAAUACUGGAAAAAAGUCAGCCAAGAUCAAGAGUGCAUACAAGUCAGACUACGUCCAUGGUACUGCUGAUGUAGACUUUGAUUUUGCUGGACCUACUGUUCAAGCAUCUGGAGUAGUUGGGUACGAAGGCUGGGUAGCUGGAUAUCAAGCAGCUUAUGACACCUCCAAGUCCAAACUGAUAGCUAACAACUUUUCUCUUGGUUAUCGAUCCAGUGAUUUCCAGAUUCACUCUUCUGUACAUGAUGCUUCAAAGUUUAUGGGAUCCAUCUAUCACCAGAUCAAUAAGAAUCUUGAAGUUGCUGCGCAGCUGAACUGGAACACUGGUAGCAGCAACACCUCCUUCCAGGCUGGUUGUAAAUAUGAUGUUGAUAAGGAUUCAUGUAUAAGGGCCAAGGUGAAUAACAGUAGUCAUCUAGGAUUAGCCUACACACAGAAAAUGCGUGAUGGCAUUAAGGCCACACUCUCUUCACAUAUUGAUACCAAAAACCUCAAUAGUGGAGGACACAAACUUGGCCUUUGGCUGGAAAUGGAAGCCUAAGCUACCAAUCAAUGGUUUGUAAGAAGUGUUAGCAAACAGUGAUCAUUCUUAAAAAUCAGUUACUCUUAAACAAGCAAGAAGCUUUUGAAAUUUUCCAGUACCGGCGAAGUAUACCAGUUAAUUAAAGUAUGUUAAAGUGACGUGGAAGUUGACAUGACUUUACCAUGCUUUAAACCAUGAUAAUAUGUGUAAUGUGGUGUUUAACAAACCAGGUUGUUUCUUAUUUGGAAAAAUCAAUAAAUGCGUAAAAUACUUAAUAGAA
Actinia tenebrosa (Australian red waratah sea anemone) is the source of this 1191-nucleotide messenger RNA. RefSeq names its product non-selective voltage-gated ion channel VDAC2. Gene Ontology annotation, biological process: monoatomic anion transmembrane transport. NCBI's taxonomy places the organism in Eukaryota, Metazoa, Cnidaria, Anthozoa, Actiniaria, Actiniidae. The record is from RefSeq and is a predicted model, not a curated record. Gene Ontology annotation, molecular function: voltage-gated monoatomic anion channel activity. Gene Ontology annotation, cellular component: mitochondrial outer membrane.